CGGGGCUUGCCGUGGCUCCUCCCCCUCAGACGGUCAGUCCGUCAGUCAGUCCGUGAGUGUUCUCCUCACCGUCUUUCUCCUCAGCGAUGGCGCUGCUCUUCUUAUUCCUCCCGAAGGCCUCGGGCCCGGCGGCAUGACCGCGGGGGCGGGCCACGUCGGGGCCCCCUCAGCCCCGUCUGCGGCCUCUCCCUGGGGGGGCCGGCGCGGGCGGGCGCUGCUGGCGGUGGGCCUGAACCUGCUGGCGCUGCUCUUCUCGGCCACCGCCUUUGGCACCACCCACUGGUGCGAGGGCACCCAGCGCGUGCCCAAGCCCACCUGCGGGCCCCUCGCGCGCACCAACUGCCUCGACUAUGGCUACCGGGAGGAGGAGGAGGCGGCGGCGGCGCGUCUCCAUGGCAACGGCAGCGCCAACGCCUCGGCCCCGCACGGGCCCUCCGACAGCGUGGUCCACUACAGCUGGGAGACCGGCGACGACCGCUUCCUCUUCCGCUACUUCCACGCCGGGAUUUGGUACUCCUGUGAGGAGAACAUCAACGACCCCGGUGAGAAAUGCCGGAGUUUCAUUGAUCUUGCGCCUGCGUCUGAGAAAGGAGUGCUGUGGCUGUCAGUGGUCUCGGAGGUGCUGUACAUUGUCCUCCUGGUGGUGGGCUUUAGCCUCAUGUGCCUGGAACUCCUCCACUCCAACAACGUCAUCGAUGGGCUCAAGCUCAAUGCGUUUGCAGCCGUUUUCACCGUCCUUUCCGGGUUGCUGGGGAUGGUGGCCCACAUGAUGUACACACAGGUAUUCCAGGUGACGGUCAGCCUGGGGCCGGAGGACUGGCGCCCACACUCCUGGGACUACGGCUGGUCAUUCUGCCUGGCCUGGGGCUCCUUCACCUGUUGCAUGGCGGCCUCCGUCACCACCCUCAACUCCUACACCAAAACUGUCAUUGAGUUCCGGCACAAGCGCAAGGUCUUUGAGCAGGGCUUACCUGAGGAGCCCCCCUUCGUCACCCAUCACCAGCCCCUCAAGUACUUUCAUGGAAGGAAUGCGCACCACCCAGCUGUGACCCUGCAGAGCAAUGCCAGUGGCCGAGGGCUCCCCCCAGCCCUUUCUGGGGGCUCCUCCACCAACACAGCGGCCUCCUCCGCCCCCUCCUCCCCUUCAAUGCCCUCUGAGCCCAGCAGCCAGCCCUCCUCCUCCUCCUCUUCACCAGAAGUAGCCGUUUCCCCAGGAGCCCCGAACACGACUGCCAAGGAGCCCAGAGUCACAGCCCCUCUGCACCCAGGGAUGGCGAGACCCGUACUCCAGGCAGUCGCUCCCCACAGACCCCAGCUGGCCUUCCAGGCUGCCACCCUUCCCAGUCACGGUGGCCAUGGCUCAGGGGCCCUUCCUAAAUGCCCCAGAGGCACUCCCCACCUGGAAGGAUCUGCCAAGAGGACAGAGAAGCACCUGGAACUGAGGACAGAAGAGGGAGACCUGAAGAGGGGCCUUGUGACCCGGAAAGAGUUCCUGGCGGUGGAGCAGGAGCUGGCGGAGGUGCGAGAGGAGCUGCGGUGCCUGCGCUGGAAAGUGCGCCAUGUCGGGGAGGCAGGCCAGCUGCAACCGCAGCAACCACAGGCACCCUGUUUGGAGGAAAGCAAGCGCUACAACGGCCACACGCUGCGGGAGCUGAGGGCCAUGGUCCGGUCAGAGGGGGACCCCCAUAGGGCCGCCCACAAAGUCCUCCUGGCCCUAUUCAGCGACGCCUGCCUGCGUCAGACGCCCCAUAACCAGCACUGGAGCCCCAACACCCGGCCUAGCCCCCGGCCUGACCCAGGGGAACUCUAUGCGGUCUACUGCCACCUGCUCCGGAGCGCCUUCUCCAGCCCCAAAGAGAGGGCCCAGUCUUUCUAGAGCUUCUCUGCCUGCCCCACAGAUGAACAAAGCACGGGCUCCCUCUCCAGACUGGGUUGCCCACUGCAGCCUUUUGUAGGGAACAGCCCCCACCAAAUACAGCACUGUUGUCUUUGUCUUUCUA
This is a messenger RNA of Anolis carolinensis (green anole), 2000 nucleotides long. It is a transcript of the gene gsg1l, whose product is annotated as GSG1 like. Bases 134 to 1876 code for a protein of 580 amino acids. Gene Ontology annotation, cellular component: plasma membrane; postsynaptic density membrane. Lineage: Eukaryota; Metazoa; Chordata; Lepidosauria; Squamata; Anolidae. Gene Ontology annotation, biological process: regulation of AMPA receptor activity. The record is from RefSeq and is a predicted model, not a curated record. The transcript is spliced from 7 exons.